This is a messenger RNA of Odocoileus virginianus texanus, 953 nucleotides long. NCBI's taxonomy places the organism in Eukaryota, Metazoa, Chordata, Mammalia, Artiodactyla, Cervidae. The record is from RefSeq and is a predicted model, not a curated record.
CUUUUUUCUAGAAAGGGUGUUUUGCUGGAGAAUUCCAAAUGUUGAAUAAAAAUACAUUUAUCUGCAGGGUGGAGGUGGAAUUUAUGUUCUCCUAUGGAAACUUUGGUUAUGGAUUUUCACAUCAGUUAAAACCUCUUCAGAAAAUUAUUAAGCCAUCUAUGUUUAUGGAUAUUGCACCACCUCCAGAAAGAACAGACCCUGUGACAAAUGUUAUUAUACCACAGCCAAUAGCAUAUCCAGCAUUCUUAUCCCCAGACCUGAACGUUACUGUUGGGAUGCCAACCACAACAUCCCAGUCCAACCAGCCAUCUGUCGUGCAACUUGAAAAACUUCAGCAACAACCCCGGGAAAGGCUGGAAAAAAUGAAAAAAGAAUAUAGACAUCUAAGUACAUGGGCAGAAAAAGCUAGCUAUUUAGAAGGACUUCUUACCCCAGGAUUAGAACCUAAAGAACCUAAGGAAAGUAAUAUCAAUGAGGUACUAGAAAGCCAAUUGGAAGAGAGACCUACAGAUACUGUAACAUCAGGUAUCUCUCUAAUAAAGGAGCAAGCUGAAACUAUUCUAAGUGAGUUACUGGAUAAUGAUAAUGAUGAUGAUAAGAAAGGCCUGACUCUACCAGCUUUGAACCAGUCAAGUAAAGAUGAUUCAAGUAUUGUUGCUCCUAAAACUGAUGUGCCAUCAAAGGAAACAGAUACGCCAUUGUCCACUGUUUCUAAGCUGUCAAUAACAGAAGAGGACCAAAUACCACCUUUAGAGGAACACCGGCAAGAAGCCAUGCCAGUGAAAAAAAUGAAAAAUCUCUUCUUUAUACCAGAAGAAAAAUUAAAAGAGAGAUAUCCAGGCCUUUUAAAAACUGACUCAUAUACAUCAGAGAGUUCACCUUGUUGCUGUUGCACAAAGGAAAAUUUAAAUAGACCUUGUAGUUUAGGUAAGUUAUUAUUUGUGUACAUACUU